GCUGGGGCGACCAGACCAUCGUGAGUUAUGUUUGAGGGCAUCAGACAACUACAAGCAGUGAUGGUUUCGAUUUCUCGGCAUCAGAACCACUCGAAGCCUUAGGAUGAGAAGCUAUCUCAGUAGCUGUCUUGGCAAAGGAUCAGGGUUCACCUCGUUCGGUACUUUUUGCAUUUGUGGCUUAUUAUUUUUUGUUUUCUUUGUUCUUUGUCCUGGCUUGUGUGGGCUUAUGCAAAACCAAGGCCGAAUAAUAUCGAAUAAUAGUAAACCUCCUGCCAGGCCCACGUGGGGCGGCCAACGCCAGUCGGAAGCCGGCAAGCGAGUCAGAAAGUGGCUCCGGGUUUCAUCCUCGGCCAUGGAAGCAAAACGCGAGAAGCCGAGCUGGUACUUUUACUUGUGCUACUUUGCUUUGCUUCAUAGGUCGGGUAUCCCCGGGCCUGUCCCUGGUUCCAAACUUUUUUUUGCUUCGUAUCUUUACUUGGUUCCUGGCGUUGAUCCUCGUAUCUGGCCACGAGUGAGGAAGAAUAACAUUGACAACAAACUUUGUAAGCAUUAUGUCGGAAAGCUACGUUUCCGUGUUAUUCUUGGCUGGUGGUGGCGAUAAAACUGGGCGCCUGUAAAAAUUCUCCGCCUCCGGCCACGUUUCUGGGUGGCACUCAUGGUGGCACUUGUUGUGCGCUAUCGCAGGCACCAACGAUGAUGGUUUCUAAAUAGCUCCUCAGCUCCU
This is a messenger RNA of Aspergillus welwitschiae, 724 nucleotides long. RefSeq lists its product as uncharacterized. The coding region runs from base 104 to 601 and encodes 165 amino acids. Lineage: Eukaryota; Fungi; Ascomycota; Eurotiomycetes; Eurotiales; Aspergillaceae. The transcript has a single exon. The record is from RefSeq and is a predicted model, not a curated record.